Molecule: messenger RNA, 1060 nt
Organism: Botrytis cinerea B05.10
Lineage: Eukaryota; Fungi; Ascomycota; Leotiomycetes; Helotiales; Sclerotiniaceae
Exons: 1
Coding region: 254-862 (202 amino acids)
Source: RefSeq, a predicted model, not a curated record
GGAGCAUCAGGUCUCAUUUUUCAUACUAUGACCUAUUAAUGUCUUUAUAACACAUCAACAACUGAGCUGGCAUCACGGUCUGCCACGAUACAUCGAUCAAAAUUGGAAAUUCCAACCCUACAAACAAAUGAUAUCACAAUAAACCAAGACCAGGAUUGAGUUAAUACAAGAUAGCUAAAGUUACAACUAGUCGAGCCAUAGUCACCAGAAACUACAACUAUACCAAUAAACUACCACAAAGUAACAAGCCAACAUGUCGAAUCCCAAACCACCCCCAGCUCCAUUAAUCUUACCCAUCGCCUCUGACAAACCCAAUCUUCCUUCUGCACCAAUCGGUAGAAAGCGCUCAUCAAUCUUCUUCCAUCAACCGAUAUCGAAAUGCGGCUCCUCUUCCAGCGUGAACCGCGACAACGAUACAAAUUUCCAUGCCUCCAUCGAGCAUGGCAUGCUUUUGGGUCUUCGCGGUCUUCCAUAUACUUCGAACAAACGUCACAAGCAACAAGCGCAACUCCUCGAAGUCGAAGAAAUCCCUGAAUUUUGUCUUCCUGGGCCUGCCAAUGCUAGAAGUGUGGAGGGAUCAAACGCCUUCAACACUUCGACCAAGCGUAAAGCUGGUGAGAGUAUUGCUAAGGACACGGAUUCUGGAUAUCUUGCUAGAAACAAUGGUGGUGAAACAUUCGGAUCAAUGACAAUGAAGAGGAGAGCUUCAGAUGCUUUUAAGAUGGCUCUUUGUGCUGCCGAGGAGAGCAAGAUUGUGUCAUUUGGGGAGACUAGCGUUAUUCCUACUAGGGGUCUAGAGGAGCUUAAGCUUGAUGAUGAUUCUGUCAAUGGAGAUGGAUCGAAGGCUGGAGGGGGAAAAUGAAGGUCUAUUGGAGGAGAUGUUUAGCUGUAUCUGGAUACUGAUUUGGUUAGGAAUGUUGGACUCUAAGUGUUAAUACUUUGUGUCGAUGCUUAUUAGGCAUCUGAAAUCUUAAUGGAUAGAUUUCAAUGUUUUGGUUGAUAUAAAUGUCCUAGUUGGUCUGAAUAUCUCAACUUGUCUAAAUGUAUCAAGAUGGUUCCA